Mytilus trossulus (common blue mussel) is the source of this 2037-nucleotide messenger RNA. RefSeq lists its product as uncharacterized. The record is from RefSeq and is a predicted model, not a curated record. NCBI's taxonomy places the organism in Eukaryota, Metazoa, Mollusca, Bivalvia, Mytilida, Mytilidae. The transcript has 3 exons. Bases 122 to 1120 code for a protein of 332 amino acids.
AAUUAAUAGGUCAAAGGUUAAAACCAAUAAAUCAUGUGUGUGUACACAGUUACACAGAUAAUACAUUAAAUGUCUGACUAGUCAGAUGUGUUUUUAAUAUUUUUAUUGUAUAAGAAGCAAAAUGUAUGCAAGGAAAAGUGGUCGUGAUUGUAAUGAAGGAUUAUUAUUAACCCGAGCACAGACAGACAGACUUAUAGAUCUGUAUAAAGGUGACAUAGGACUUUGGGACAUGUCUUCUCCUGUCUAUCAUAACAAAGACAGAAGAAGAAAGGCAUUACUAUCUAUUCUUGAUACACUGAGAGAGGAAUAUCCAGGCUUUGAUGCAACAGUUGACCAGCUACAAUACAAGUUAUCUAACUUGAGAGGAUAUUAUUCCAGGGAGUUAAGUAAGAUAAGAAAGUCACAGAGAGUUGGGACAGAUGAGGUCUACAUUAGUUCCUGGAGAUUAUUUGAACCUCUGGAUAGCUUCCUAAGACAACACAUAAUACCCAGGAAAGCUCCAACAUGUGAUCUAGUAGACCUGGAAACCAGUUGUAAAAGAGAACCAGAAGAUUAUGAUUCUGAUGAAGAAUUGUAUCUAGUUUCUGAUGAAACAGAAGAACAAUCUUCCAAUUCCAGCCUUCCUAACCAAGCUUAUCACAUACAACACGCCCAGGAGCAUCAUCACAUGUCUGAGGACCAAUCAAAUGACACUGCAAUAUAUCAUGGUAGCAGUACAAUUUUACCAGUUAUAUCAGGGACCAGAUCUAUAGUACCAGAAAUUGAACAUAGACCAGAGAGUAGUACUCGAAUGAAAAGACCAAGACAUUCUGGUCCAGAAACAGUUAUAUCAGAAACUGAUUCCCUGGAAUAUGAUAACAGAAUAAAAGCAAAGGGUACCAGAUUACUGACAUCACAGUCAAGUGACAGAUAUUCCGUGCACUUUAAUACUGAAAAUAAACCUGAAGAACACAAGUUAGUUACUCCAGAUGAAGAUGACGACAGCCUAUUUGCACGAUACAUUGCUAUGGAAAUGAGGAAAAUAAAAGACCCUCAUACAAAAGCUUAUGUCAAAUUUAAAAUACAUUCAAUUAUUUAUGAAUCUCAAUUCGGUGCUAUCCCAUCCAAUAUCAAUAUGUAAUACAGAGAAAAACCAAAAAAUACAGAAUAAAUCUGAAAAACUGAUUGCCAACAAUUUCGAGUUUCUGUGAAGUGUACUUGAAAGUAACUUGAAGAAAAUUUUAUAAAGUUCUGUUAUUUUUAAAUUAGCUGUGAACAUGAAACAAUUUGUAACAUCUAAAAUUAAACAUGAGAUUUUUUUUCAUUUACUACAAAUAAUACUACACUUGUAUACUAUAAAUAGCUGGUGAUUGGAGUUAAUUAUAACAUAUCUUUAAUGAAAUUUGUAUUAUACAAUCUAAUUAUAGCUGCAUGUUAUAUCACCAGACUUACUGUGGCAGUGUUAUUUUUCAUGUACAAAGAACAGGAGAGAAUGUUCUAAGAAGAUGGCACCUUGAGUGUCAGUUGAAAAAGAGACCCCAAAAAAAAAAUGGUAUAAUUUAAAAACCAUUCAAUAUAAACUAUGUAUACUGAAACUACAUGUUCAUCUCUUCAAUCUUCCUGUUGUAUUGUUGGUUAAUAAUUGAUUGAUUGGUAUUUAACACCACUUUCAACACUUUUGUGCUAUCUCAUGACAGUCAGUUUUUAUUGGUGGCGGAAGCUGGAGUGCCUAGAGAGAACCACCAACCCUCGGUAGGAAAAUUGACUAUACUAGUAAAUAAAGAUAGGAGUCCAGUUCACCUGCCCUGUGCAGCAUUCUAACUCACAAUCUCAGCUUUGACAGGCUAAUGAUACAGUUGUCAUUGGUAGUACUACUUAGACCACUUGUCCACCAAGACCCCUUGUUAAUUAAUCAAAACCAUUUAUUGUAUAUAUUUUUAAAACAAUGACGAGAGAUGACAGACGCCAACUGAUGAGAAAACCUCAAUUGGCAUUUCAAAGUAACUUUACAUAAUGUAUCAGUAAUAAUUCUCAUUAAAAAUAGCUUAUGCUUUCUAA